Messenger RNA from Arachis ipaensis, 5106 nucleotides. RefSeq names its product paired amphipathic helix protein Sin3-like 4. Gene Ontology annotation, biological process: negative regulation of transcription by RNA polymerase II. Gene Ontology annotation, cellular component: histone deacetylase complex; chromatin. The record is from RefSeq and is a predicted model, not a curated record. NCBI's taxonomy places the organism in Eukaryota, Viridiplantae, Streptophyta, Magnoliopsida, Fabales, Fabaceae. Gene Ontology annotation, molecular function: transcription corepressor activity.
GUGAACUCUCUAAUCUCAACCUUCACCCUCUCUAGUUUUUGUACAUUUUUUUUCCUCUCUAUUCCUUCUUCCUGUUCCUUUUUUCCUGCCAGAGAGAAAAAGAAUUAGACAAGAGAAGAAAGAAAAUUCAAUUUUUUGUUUUUUGUAGCUUCGAAAGUGAUAACUUUGCUGCAACAGUGGUGUGUUUCUCUUUGGUACAAUCAAAGAGAAAAGACUUUGUUGUGGAAGGGUACUCUGCAGUUCGUGCACUUCACAAUCACUCUGAUUUGUUUGGCUCUUUGUUGUGGGUGGUGAUCUGUUUGCAAUUCGGGUCUGGAAUUGUUGCUCGUGGUUUGAUGACUCUUUGAGGGAUGAAGAGGUCCAGAGAGGAUGUUUACAUGAGUUCUCAGCUCAAACGACCUAUGGUAUCUUCUAGAGGAGAACCCUCCGGGCAACCCCAGGUUACGAUUGGUAAUGCUGGUCAGAAACUGACCACAGAUGAUGCCUUACAAUACCUGAAGGCCGUGAAGGAUAUGUUUCAUGAUAAGAAGGAAAAGUAUGAUGACUUUUUAGAAGUAAUGAAAGAUUUCAAGGCCCAAAGAAUUGAUACAGCGGGUGUCAUAGCAAGAGUGAAGGAGCUAUUUAAAGGGCAUAGAAAUCUAAUUUUAGGGUUUAAUACCUUCUUGCCUAAGGGAUAUGAAAUUACACUUCCGUUGGAGGAUGAACAACCUCAGCAGAAGAAGCCUGUUGAAUUUGUUGAAGCUAUAAAUUUUGUGGGCAAGAUCAAGAGUCGGUUUCAAGGCGAUGACCGUGUGUAUAAGUCGUUUCUUGAUAUAUUGAAUAUGUACAGAAAGGAAACCAAGACUAUCUCUGAGGUUUACUUAGAGGUUGCUGCACUUUUCCGUGACCAUGAAGAUCUUCUUGAGGAGUUUACUCAUUUUCUUCCUGAUAAUUCAGUAUCAGCUUCAACUCAUUAUACUUCUGCCCGAAAUUCUAUACUUCGUGAUAAGAGCUCUGCAAUGCCAACUAUUAGACCAGUGCAUGUUGAAAAGAAAGAAAGGACCAUGGCUUCUCAUGGUGAAUGUGAUCUCAGCGUUGAGCAUCCUGAUCAAGAACUCGAUAAAAGUUUGGUGAGGGCUGAUAAGGACCAGAAAAGGCGUGCUGAAAAGGAAAAGGACCGUCGAGAAGAGAGAGAUAGGAGAGAAAGGGAAAGGGAUGAUAGAGAUUAUGAUGUUGAUUGUAAUAGAGACAGUUUAUCCCACAAGCGAAAAUCUGGUCGUAGGACUGAUGACUCUGGUGCUGAACCAUUCCAUGAUGAAGAUGAAAAUUUUGACCUGCGCCCUAUGUCAUCUACUUGUGAAGAUAAAAGCUCUUUGAAAAGUAUGUGUAGUCAAGUCGUUGCUUUCCUUGAAAAAGUCAAGGAGAAAUUACGAACUCCUGAGGUUUACCAAGAAUUUUUGAAGUGUCUACAUAUAUACAGCAGGGAAAUAAUUACCCGACAAGAAUUGCAGUCAUUGGUGGGUGAUUUGCUGGGGAAAUUUCCAGAUCUUAUGGAGGGAUUUAAUGAAUUUUUGGCACAAUGCGAGAAGAAUGAAGGAUUUCUUGCUGGCGUCAUGAACAAAAAGUCCUUGCGGAAUGAAGGACAUGGAUUGAAAGCAUUGAAGGUAGAGGAGAGGGAUAGAGAUCGAGACCGUGAUAAGGUUGAAGGGGUGAAAGAAAGGGAUAGAGAGUGCCGAGAAAGGGACAAAUCCACUGCAGCUGCAAAUAAAGAUGUUUUCGUUCCUAAGAUGUCUCCAUAUGCCACCAAGGAUAAGUAUUUGGCAAAACCUAUAAAUGAGCUAGACCUUUCUAAUUGUGAACAAUGCACUCCCAGUUACCGUCUUCUUCCAAAAAAUUACCCAAUACAAAUACCUAGCCAGAGAACAGAACUUGGUGCAGAAGUAUUGAAUGACCACUGGGUGUCUGUCACUUCAGGAAGUGAAGAUUAUUCCUUUAAACACAUGCGAAAAAAUCAGUUUGAAGAUAUUCUGUUUAGAUGUGAAGAUGACAGGUAUGAACUUGAUAUGCUGAUCGAGUCUGUAAAUGUAGCAAUCAAGCGAGUUGAAGAGCUCUUGGAAAAGAUUAAUACUAAUAUUAUAAAGGGAGACAGUCCAAUUCGAAUUGAGGAACACUUCACAGCUUUAAAUCUUAGAUUGAUUGAACGAUUAUAUGGUGACCAUGGGCUUGAUGCAAUGGAUUGGCUAAGAAAGGAUGCAUCUCGCUUUUUGCCUGUCAUAUUAAACCGCUUGAGGCAGAAACAUGUAGAAUGCGUAAGGAUGAGUGUUGCUUGUAAACCAGAGUGGGCUAAAGUACAUGCUGCGAAUCAUCAUAAAUCACUUGAUCACCGUAGCUUCUACUUUAAGCAGCAGGAUAAGAAAAGCUUGAGUAAUAAAGCCUUACUGACAGAAAUAAAAGAAAUUAGUGAGAAGAAAUGGAAAGAUGAUGUUCUUCUUGCAAUUGCUGCUGGAAAUAGACGGCCUCUUCUUCCAAACUUGGAAUUUGAGUAUCCUGAUCCAGAGAUCCAUGAAGAUUUGUAUCAGCUAAUAAAAUACUCCUGUGGAGAACUUUGUACAACUGAACAGAUGGAUGAAGUUUUAAAGAUUUGGACUACUUUUUUAGAGCCCAUGCUUGGUGUUCCUUCUCGACCCCAGAGUUGUGAAGAUACAGAUGAUAUUGUUAAGGCUAAGAGCAAUUCUUCUAGAAGUGGCACUUCAAAUGAUUCUAAUGGUAAUGAUAGUCAUGGUUUUGGUGCGACUCCUAAUAAUUUAAACACUAACGAAAACAGGGAUGAGAGUAUUCCAUUAGCACAGUCAAAUUCUUUUAAAGAAUGGUUAGCAAAUGGGGAUAGUGGAGUUAAAGAGAGUAGUCAUCUUGAUUCAGACCGCACUUCAUACAAGAUUGAAACUUUGGGCAGUAAUACACAGCAGGGUAAAAUACAUAUGAUUGCAUCCAUCCCUGAUGAAGUAUCAAGAAUCAAUAAACAAGACCAUCCGAUUGAAAAGUUGGCGAGUGCUAAUAUCUCAGUGGCCUCUGGAAUGGAGCAAAAUGGAAGAACUAACAUAGAUAACACAUCAGGACUUACUUCACCUCCAUCUGGUCCUGGUAAUGUUUCUGGCGAGGGAGGGCUUGGUUUACCUCCAUCAAAGCUCGCUGAUUCUACAAAACCUGUUACAUCUUCAAAUGGGGCUAUUACUGAAGGCACCAAAGUUCACCGACCCAAAGAUGAAUCAGUUGGACACUUCAAAAGUGAUAGAGAAGAGGGAGAAUUAUCUCCCAAUGGAGACUUUGAAGAGGACAACUUUGCAGUUUAUGGAGAAGCUGGUUUGGAGGGAGUGAUUGAAGGGAAGGAUAGUAGUACAAGCCGACAAUACCAAAGUAGACAUGGAGAAGAAGUUUGUGGUGAAGCCGGAGGAAGAAAUGACCUUGAUGAUGAAGGUGAGGAAAGUCCUCAUAGGUCGUCAGAGGACAGUGACCAUGCUUUGGAAAAUGGUGAUGUUUCUGGUAGUGAGUCUGCUGAUGGUGACGACUUUACAAGAGAAGAAAAAGAGUGUGGGGAUCAAGAACACAAUAACAAGGCUGAGAGUGAAGGUGAAGCUGAAGAAACGGCUGAUGGCAAUGAUGUUGAGGGAGAUAGUUCCUUGUUACCAAUUUCAGAACACUUUCUUCUCACGGCAAAGCCUCUGGCAAAAUAUGUCAUGCCAGUGUUGCACGAAAAAGAACAUUAUAGAGUCUUUUAUGGAAAUGAUUCCUUUUAUGUGCUGUUUAGAUUACAUCAGAAAUUGUAUGAGAGGAUUCGGUCGGCAAAGGUUAACUCGUCCUCUGAUGAAAGGAAAUGGGGGACUACAAAUGAUACUAGCUCUACUGAACAAUAUGGCAGGUUCUUGAAUUCUCUUUAUGACUUCCUGGACGGUUCUUCUGAUAAUACGAAGUUUGAGGAUGACUGUCGAGCUAUUGUUGGAACUCAGUCAUAUGUUUUGUUCACAAUAGACAAGCUAAUAUAUAAACUUGUUAAACAUCUUCAAGCCGUUGCAGAUGAUGAGAUGGAUAACAAGCUUCUUCAAUUAUAUGCACAUGAGAAAUCAAGAAAACCUGGAAGAUUUUUUGAUACAGUCUAUCAUGACAAUGCUCGCAUUCUUCUUCACGAUGACAAUAUAUAUCGAGUUGAAUGUUCACCUGCACCUACUCGUUUGUCUAUUCAACUGAUGGACUACGGUCGUGAUAAGCCCGAAGUGACUGCUGUGUCAAUUGACCCAAAAUUUUCAGCAUAUCUGCACAAUGACUUCCUAGCUGUUGUCCCUGACCAAAAUAAGAAGUCUGGAAUUUUCUUGAAUAGGAAUAAACGCAAAUAUGUCGUUGGCGAUGAAUUUACCAGCCAGGCCAUGGAUGGAGUCGACGUUUUCAAUGGCUUGGAGUGCAAGAUAGCUUGCAGUUCGUCUAAGGUUUCAUAUGUUUUAGAUACCGAAGACUUUUUAAUACGAACAAGAAGCAGAAGGAGAACCUUGCAUCAUAACAAUUCAUUCCAUGAAAAGGCCAAGCCUUCAGAGAAAUGUUCAAGCAGAGCUCAACGGUAUCACCAGUUGUUUACAAUCAUAUGAGGGUAGCCAUUUGAGCUGAAUAUGCAUUUUUGGUCGUGCAUCAUCGGCAAAGGCGCCGGACGGGACCGAAAUGACAGAUCUCCCUCCAAGAGCAAAGGAUGUAUACUUUGUGAUAUUUAAUUUCGUUGCAAUGCUCACAGCAACCAAAUAAGACUUUGCAGAGAAAGAAAAGGGAGGGAUGAAUGAAGCAGUGAGAGUUGUUGUAUACUGUAACAUUGGUGGUUGAUGAUUCACGAUCAUGUAAAUAUAGAGUUCUAAUUUGUGAUGUAUCUAGGAGCCAUUUUCUUUCCAUUCAUCCAUAUUUUUGUUAUCUUGAUAAUAAAAUUUUAGAUAGUACUACCUUUUUCUUUCUUGUUUGAAGUUAUUGAUGUUUUUAUGAAGUAUUUGGUGGCUGCAACUGGCCUCCACAUUCAAAUUCGCAGUGCAUGAACAAGAAGGUUAAUAUACCCCUUAACCCCAUAUUUCCUUUUCCGUAUAUAUAACUUAUCAAAAA